AUGUCAUCGCUCAUCGGAGUCGCUCUUGGCGCUCUGUCAUUGGUGUCAGCAGCAAUCAUACCCACGGGUAACAAGACAACUAUCAUCGAGAGAGAUGUUGUGAUUCUAGGCGGAGGUGCUUCUGGAGCUCACGCAGCCGUAAGACUCCGCGAAGACUAUAACAAGACAAUUGUCGUCGUGGAAAAACAGAACCGCAUUGGCGGUCGCGUCGCAACCUUCACAGACCCCGAAACUGGAAAUCCAUAUGACUUUGGUGUAAACUCAUAUACGGAUUACGGCGGCGCCCGCGAUUUCUUCGCCCGCUUCAAUAUCCCUGUGCAGACUCCAGUCAGACAGGUAUUGACGACCACGUAUGCCGACUUCAGCACAGGAAAGACAACCAACUACUCCUUACCGGCUUCCGCGGACGCUACAGCUGCCCUGAAGGCUUAUCUCGAGCAGUACCUCACCCUCAAGUUCUCCGACUUCGUCAAGAAGCACAACCUUCAGGCGGCUGUUCCUCGCAUCUUUCAGACCACCGGUCUUGGUCUGGGCAAUAUCGCCGACCAGACAACUUUGUACGUCAUGCAGGGCUUCGGCGCACCCAUCACUCGGUCAUUCCUGGGCACAGUUGGUUCCUUCGUGCCUGUAUCCAGGCGAAACCAAGACAUUUAUGAUGCCAUUGCAGACCUCCUCGGCGACGAUGUCCUCUACUCGUCCACAGCUAUCAAUACCUCCCGUAUCGAGGAUGGCGUGGAGGUUCUUGUUCGUGGCCCCGACAACAAGCAGACACUGAUUAGGGCCAAGAAGCUUCUUUUCUCUUUUGAGCCUACAAUUGCCAAUUUUGACGGCAUAGAUAUCAGCGACGAGGAGGCGGCUGUCUUCUCGAAGUGGGAAUGGACUACCGUCCACGCCGGCAUCGUUUCCCACCCUUCCUUGCCCAUCAGCUACUCCCUCACUAACAACGUUCCCACAAACUGGAUCUCCCUUCCUAAGACUCCCUUCGUUGGACGCUUCGAUUACCUCGGCGACAACAACUUCCGCGUGCUCAUCACCGGCUCCUCCAAUUACGAUAGCACUCAGGCACAAGCUCUAGUCAGAAAGUCCCUCAAGUUGCUAGCUGACGCUGGUACGAUCCCGAGCCUCGGUGCCGAGCAGCUCAAUGUGAAAGCCUGGGCUAACCACGGUGCCGUGAGCCUGCGUGUGCCUGGCGCUGAGCUGGCAGCUGGACAUAUUACUGAGCAAUACGCUCUUCAGGGUCGUAGAAGCACAUACUACACGGGAGCUGCAUGGUCUGCGCAGUUCACCACCAUCUUGUGGGAGUACAACAACCAGUAUCUCCUACCAAAGCUGCUGGCAGAGUUUUGA
Molecule: messenger RNA, 1347 nt
Organism: Colletotrichum paranaense
Lineage: Eukaryota; Fungi; Ascomycota; Sordariomycetes; Glomerellales; Glomerellaceae
Product: amine oxidase
Exons: 3
Coding region: 1-1347 (448 amino acids)
Molecular function (GO): oxidoreductase activity
Source: RefSeq, a predicted model, not a curated record